This is a messenger RNA of Symbiodinium necroappetens, 1101 nucleotides long. The record is from the annotation of a GenBank genome assembly. NCBI's taxonomy places the organism in Eukaryota, Dinophyceae, Suessiales, Symbiodiniaceae.
AUGAUCUCACGAUCCCGGUGCAAAAGGGGCGGACAGUUGUGGCGGUUGCUGGCCCGAGCUGAGCAGCUCAAACUCGAGCUUUGCUUAGAGAAGGUGGACCUCCACUUGAGUUUCGAUCCGGAGUCCAAGUCCGAGGGGGCUGGUGAAGUGAACCUGUUGCAGCUUGUUCCGUGGAAGCCGCCUUCCGAAGUCGAAGAGACCCCGCCGGUUGCCCCACCACAGGUUGUCCCACCACUUCCCCCACCACUGCCCCCGCCAGUCAGCCCGCCACGGACCGUGCCUUUUCGUCGUGAUUUGUUGUUUCGUCUCCCCCCCGUCGUCCAGAAGAUCCUCGGUCGUUCCGGGCAGCAGGGUGCAAAGGCAGAGUUGCAGAAGUCCAAGAAGGGCAAGAAAGGCAAGAAGCCCCUUGUCAAGAAGGCCAUCGCGAAGCCAGUGGCCCCUCCAAAGCCGAAGACCAUAAAGGACCCUGCGGCUUCCAAGGGCAAGAAGAAGGAUGAGAAGGCCUCCGUUCCCAAGCCCAAGGUGUCGCCCACAAUCGCCGAUUGCGAGUUGAUCGCGAAUGCCAUGGUGUAUGCCCCGGCAGCAGCCGAGAAGACGAAACCCAAGCCCAAGAAGUCGGCUAAGAAGCCGGCGACUUCGACAAGCNNGAUCGUAGUCCCGAAGCAGAACCCGAAGAAGCUCCAGAAGUCGGCUCAGAAGCCGGCGACUUCGACAAGCCCUGCAGAGAAGAAGAUCGUAGUCCCGAAGAAGAACCCGAAGAAGCCCAAGAAGUCGGCUCAGAAGCCGGCGACUUCGACAAGCAUCCCUGCAGAGGAGAAGAUCGUAGUCCCGAAGCAGGACCCGAAGGAGCCGAAGAAGAAGAACAUGAUCUUCGAGGCUUUGGAGUGGGGCACGUGCAGGCUCGAGUGCUAUGCCGAGAAAAGCUACAUCAGGCACAAGGAUUCGGACCUGAAGUGGAGGUCGGUUGUGAGUUGCUGUGCCCGUGGCUUGCACCAGCAGAUCAUCAAGGACAUGGUGGAGCAGGUCAAGAAGGGCUUGUCUUCAGGCGAACUGUUCCAGAUCCGCGACGACCUGCUGGCAAAGCUCCAGGCUAGCUCAUGA